Molecule: messenger RNA, 144 nt
Organism: Cladophialophora carrionii CBS 160.54
Lineage: Eukaryota; Fungi; Ascomycota; Eurotiomycetes; Chaetothyriales; Herpotrichiellaceae
Exons: 1
Source: RefSeq, a predicted model, not a curated record
UGUCCUAUCUGCACACAAGCCUUCGUUCAGGACGAAGAUGUUCGCGUCCUCCCCUGCGGUCACAUGCACCACAAGAGUUGUAUAGACCCGUGGCUGUUGGACUUUAGUGGGACUUGCCCGGUGUGGUUGGUGAAUCUGCUCCCC